This is a messenger RNA of Lathyrus sativus (Indian pea), 777 nucleotides long. NCBI's taxonomy places the organism in Eukaryota, Viridiplantae, Streptophyta, Magnoliopsida, Fabales, Fabaceae. The record is from the annotation of a GenBank genome assembly.
AUGAAAAUCUUUCACAUUCCUUGCCUCGAAGACAAUUAUUCCUAUUUAAUCGUCGACGAGAGUACCAAAGAAGCUGCGGCCGUGGAUCCUGUUGAACCGGAGAAGGUUCUUCAAGUUUCCAAUUCACUUGGUCUUACUCUCAAAUUCGUCCUCACUACUCAUCAUCACUGGGAUCAUGCUGGUGGAAAUGAGAAGAUAAAGGAAUUGGUGCCUGGAAUCAAGGUAUACGGUGGUUCAAUUGAUAAUGUCAAGGGUUGCACUAAUGCAGUUGAAAAUGGUGAUAAGGUGCAUCUUGGAGCUGAUAUUACUGUUUUGGCGCUUCACACACCUUGCCACACCAGAGGUCACAUAAGUUAUUAUGUUACCGGCAGAGAGGAUGAGGUCCCGGCCGUUUUUACUGGAGAUACACUGUUUAUUGCUGGUUGUGGGAAGUUUUUUGAAGGAACUGCGGAACAAAUGUAUCAGUCGCUUAGUGUAACAUUAAGUUCAUUACCAAAGCCAACUCUAGUUUACUGCGGCCAUGAGUACACAGCGAAGAACUUGCUAUUUGCUCUGACAGUUGAGCCAGACAAUUUAAGGAUACAGCAAAAAUUAACGUGGGCUCAGAAUCAGCGGCAAGCUGGCCAGCCGACAAUUCCCUCUACCAUUGAGGAAGAGUUGGAAAUCAAUCCAUUUAUGAGGGCUGAUUUACCUGUGAUCCAGGCAAAGGUGGGGCGCAGUUCGGCCGUUGAAGCUUUAGGAGAGUUAAGGAAAUGGAAAGACAAUUGGACGGGCUAA